CAGGAUACUAUCAUUGCACUCCUCGAGCAUGUGUCGCAGGGUCUUGAGCAACAGAAUUCUAUGCCAUCUCAGCAACGCUUGCGUGAAAUGCGAGAUGAGGCCACAUUCAAGGAACGCCAGCUUGAGUCUAGUCAACAAACGACUCAGCGCCUCAUUCAAGAGCGUAAGCAGCGUGAGGCUGAAAUGCUUAAAAUAGAAAAUCUUGAUGAGAAGAUUCAAAUUGAGUUAGCUUCGCUCCAGCAGAAAAUGGAAGUCAUGCGCGGAGACAUGUUAGAGUUCGACGAUAUCGAUGGUCUUCGUCAACGCGCCGCGGCAACAAUGAGCGCCCUUUCGAGGCUACUAAAGGAAUAUCAGAGUCGUCAAGAAUCUGUGAGGUCACAGGUCACACAUCUCACUGCAAAAUAUGAAGCCCUCAAGGGAAAGAUUCAAUCGUCAGAGUCUGCCAAGACUCUAUCUGGUCUCGAGGCCAAGUUACGUACAUACGGGCAGACUAUAUUCCAUCUUCAGGAAUACGUCGAGACGAAAGGUCGUGAGACUGACUACAAGGUCGUAAAAGAGUCCUGCUUGACAAUCGUCGAGAAAUUAAACGUGCAAGCUAAAACGUCGGCUGCCGUCGGCCACGUUUAAAUGACUACGAAUAAGCAGCUAUCAACCGAAACCAGAGUGAAUGGGUUCAUAUUUCCGGAUAGAUUCGCUAUGGAUCGAAGAAAAUACCCCCUGUUCAGUCGCUUCCCCCACCAGCCCCUUCCGUACGCACGUGCGAGAUUCAUGGGGUGCGGCACGUCAACUCCUGCGCAGCUCUAGGCUUGCGUUGGCUAGGCGGCCUAGGCCGCCGGCCUGGCGGCGAGGAAAGGCGGGUAAAUCACGGUCCCCGGGG
This is a messenger RNA of Aureococcus anophagefferens, 877 nucleotides long. RefSeq lists its product as hypothetical. Bases 61 to 627 code for a protein of 188 amino acids. Lineage: Eukaryota; Pelagophyceae; Pelagomonadales; Pelagomonadaceae. The transcript is spliced from 2 exons. The record is from RefSeq and is a predicted model, not a curated record. Gene Ontology annotation, biological process: cilium assembly; intraciliary transport involved in cilium assembly. Gene Ontology annotation, cellular component: centrosome; intraciliary transport particle B; cilium. Gene Ontology annotation, molecular function: beta-tubulin binding.